This is a messenger RNA of Rhinichthys klamathensis goyatoka, 951 nucleotides long. It is a transcript of the gene aurkaip1, whose product is annotated as aurora kinase A interacting protein 1. Gene Ontology annotation, cellular component: mitochondrion. The transcript has 4 exons. Gene Ontology annotation, biological process: mRNA processing. The coding region runs from base 165 to 803 and encodes 212 amino acids. The record is from RefSeq and is a predicted model, not a curated record. NCBI's taxonomy places the organism in Eukaryota, Metazoa, Chordata, Actinopteri, Cypriniformes, Leuciscidae.
AAUAGCUGAUUUGACUCUAGGUCGGAACCCUUUGGAGGUGACAUUUGUUGCAGGGGGAACCACAAUAAUUAAAUGGACCGGAAGUAGAUAGAGUCACAUUGAACAUUUUGAACUGGCGAGUCCAUGAUGCUCUUGAGGGUGCAACAGCCAUAGGACUAUAAACCAUGUUUCUUCCAAGGGUGGUUUCACGGCUGAACCGGCUUUCCCAAGUGUCUGGUUCAUUGCAGAACCAGAGCCAGGUGUUAUGCAGUGCUGUUCAACACUGUCGUUCUACCCGUUUCAGAACGCUUCACUAUACAAAUAGAUGCUUCACUUCAGCUGCUGACAACAAACUUCCACCCAAACUAUGGACACCUCUUGAGCCAGAGUUAGAGGAGGUUCUUGUACCCCGUAAACUAUCAGUUUCACCAUUGGAAAGCUGGCUUUCUCUGCGCUACUCUCUCCCCCCAUUGCUGGAGGCCUCUCCGCCUCUGCAAGAAGGUGAGAUUGUGGGAAAAUCCAUGGUGUUGCCUCCGUGUGCGCUGCCAUUACUGGAGAAUGGGGAGAGCCCAACACCACUGAACUGCAAGAAUGUGCUGGAGAUCCGACGAAGGAAGAUGAACCGGCACAAAUACAAGAAGCUGCUAAAACGGACCAAGUUCCUUAGGAGGAGGGUGAGAGAUGUCAGGAGGAAGAAAAAACAGGCUAAGUUUGAGAGAGAUCUUUCCCGAAUCGUUAGACGAGCUGGACUGAAGAAAGCCCCAGAUGAAUGGACAGCACCCAAAGUCUAUGUCAGACUGAGUCAGUCUAAAAGAAAUGUGUAAUUAACAUCUGUGUCAUUUUAAAUAUUUGUGACUUUUUUCAUAAUACUAUUGACUAUCAAUACUGCAUCGGGAGCAAAACAGUGACUUGAAAUUCACAGACUCGUCAUGCAUAUGUACUUAAUACUGCAAUAAAAAGUCCUCACCUCUC